Messenger RNA from Capronia epimyces CBS 606.96, 1575 nucleotides. RefSeq lists its product as uncharacterized. The transcript is spliced from 2 exons. Bases 1 to 1575 code for a protein of 524 amino acids. The record is from RefSeq and is a predicted model, not a curated record. Gene Ontology annotation, biological process: Golgi localization; endoplasmic reticulum to Golgi vesicle-mediated transport; retrograde vesicle-mediated transport, Golgi to endoplasmic reticulum. NCBI's taxonomy places the organism in Eukaryota, Fungi, Ascomycota, Eurotiomycetes, Chaetothyriales, Herpotrichiellaceae. Gene Ontology annotation, cellular component: cytosol; COPI vesicle coat.
AUGGUUAUCCUCGCGGCCUCCGUAUGCACAAGGGGCGGCAAGCCCCUACUGUCCCGCCAGUUCAGAGAGAUCCAGAAGUCCAGAGUGGAAGCACUCCUGGCGUCAUUUCCCAAACUCGCCGAUUCCUCGACACAGCAUACAACCGUGGAACAAGAAAAUGUCCGCUUCGUCUAUCAGCCGCUGGACGAGCUGUACCUCGUCCUGAUCACCAACAAGAACUCCAACAUCCUACAAGACAUAGACAGCCUGCACUUGUUUGGCCAGGUGGUGACAUCGAUCUGUAAGAGAGUUGACGAACGCGAGAUCCUGCGCAAUGCAUUCGAACUGCUUAGUGCCUUUGACGAGCUCGUCACGAUGGGCUACCGAGAGAACCUGUCGCUGAGCCAGAUCAAGACGUUCCUGGAAAUGGAGUCUCAUGAGGAGCGCAUUCAAGAGAUCAUUGCGCGUAACAAGGAGCUUGAAGCCUCGGAGGAGCGGAAACGCAAGGCCAAACAGCUCGAAAUGCAGAGAAAGGAAGCAGCGCGCUCUGCCGCGUAUGGAAGAGGUGUCGCGCCCAAGAUUUCGCAACAGCCCACAUACACUGUCCCAGCACGGCCAGAAGCACCAUACGACACGUACGAAGCCGAAAAGAAUAAGAUCACAAGCAAGUUCGCAGCCUCGCGCCCCACAAAGGGCAUGCAAUUGGGGAAGAAAUCAAAGACGUCCAAUGCCUUUGCUAAAGUCCAACAAGAGCUCGGUCCGGGUGCCGUUGACGCUGAACAGCACACCUCAUCAGAUCACCUCGAGACCGACCUCCCAGACCGUACCCUCGCAACCACCUCAGCCCACCAGCAGACUCUCUCCGCCGCCACCACUCCAAUCCUCAUCUCCCUCACAGAGACGCUGAGUGCCAAGCUCACUCGAGAAGGAGCACUGAAGUCUUUCGAAGUCAAAGGCGACCUACAACUCAAAAUCACAGACCCGGCUCUUACGAAGCUAGCUUUGUCCGUCCGCGCAGUCGAGGGCCCACUGAAGGCGCAGUUCCGCCCACAUCCCAAUGUGGACAAAAACCUGUUCUCCUCGCAAAAGCUGAUUCAGCUGAAAGACACCAGCAAACGCUUCCCAACAAACAACAGCAUUGGCGUUCUGCGUUGGCGCGCCACUGCUGCUGCAGACACCCCUGACGUUCUCCCCAUCACUUUCACAGCGUGGGUCAGCAAGUCCGACGACAGCUACACGAUCACGAUCGAGUACGAACUCACCCAUCCGGACCUCACACUGCGCGAUGUCACAGUGACGAUCCCGUACUCAACGGCCGAGCCGGCCGUCUCCUCGUUCGACGCCAUUUACCAGGUAACGGGCGACUCGCUAGAAUGGACGAUCGGAACGAUCGACUCGGACAAUCCUAGUGGCAGCUUCGAGUUCGAGGCGCAGACAGACGAUGAUGCAGAGUUCUUCCCAAUGACUGUGGGCUUCGAGAUGAGCCGGCCUUUUGUCGAAGUCGACGUCAACGGUGCCCGGCUACUUGAAUUGGACGAAGAGGUCAAUUUUGAAAAAGCCGUCAAGGCUACUGCCGACGGCUUUUUGAUUGAGUAG